This is a messenger RNA of Macrobrachium nipponense, 600 nucleotides long. Its product is annotated as spore coat protein SP65-like. Lineage: Eukaryota; Metazoa; Arthropoda; Malacostraca; Decapoda; Palaemonidae. The transcript is spliced from 4 exons. The record is from RefSeq and is a predicted model, not a curated record. The coding region runs from base 1 to 600 and encodes 199 amino acids.
AUGGCGGGUAUUCUGCACCUUCAUGGCGUCUUUAUUUGCGUCUUCGUAUUUGGCGAUGGUGAUCCUGCAACUACUACUGGUAGUACUAAUUAUACCACCAUUGAAACAACUACUACUGGUAGUACUAAUUAUACCACCAUUGAAACAACUACUACAGGUAGUACUAAUUAUACCACCAUUGAAACAACUACUACUGGUAGUUCUAAUUAUACCACCAUUGAAACAACUACUACUGGCAGUACUAAUUAUACCGCCAUUGAAACAACUAAUACUGGUAGUACUAAUUAUACCACCAUUGAAACAACUACUACUGGUAGUACUAAUUAUACCACUAUUGAAACAACUACUACUGCUAGUAAUGGUUGUCCAGCUUCGUCUCCAAGGAACAGUUACAGAAGUAGUGUGUCAUCGUUAUCUUUUAAGGUAAUUUUCAUGGUCACUGGUGCUAAAGAAUUGCAGUUUGGACACCAGGAUGAGUCGCCUUCGGUGGCGGUCGACGCGGGUGUGAACGGUGCGGCGGUGGUGGUGGUGGCAGCAGCAGCAGCAGUAGCAGUAGCAGCUGCCCUAGGUGGUCUUUGGACUACCCCAGAGGAAGAGUAG